Molecule: messenger RNA, 1545 nt
Organism: Cavia porcellus (domestic guinea pig)
Lineage: Eukaryota; Metazoa; Chordata; Mammalia; Rodentia; Caviidae
Product: myeloid cell surface antigen CD33
Exons: 5
Coding region: 90-1181 (363 amino acids)
Biological process (GO): cell adhesion
Cellular component (GO): plasma membrane
Molecular function (GO): sialic acid binding
Source: RefSeq, a predicted model, not a curated record
CCCCUGCUUCUGUGGCUCACACAGCACUUCCCCUGCGCACUGCUCCCUUCUCCACUCACACACAGGGGCCCGGGAUCCUCAGCACUGAGAUGCUGCUGCCCCUGCUGCUGCUGCUGCUGCUGCUGUGGACAGGGGAGUGGGCACAGGGACAGAGGAGUGGCCACAGGCACCGGAGGCUGCCAGAUGCUGAGCCUUCUUUACCCUCGAGGUGCGCACCUGUUAGUCGGACCCACAGGGUGGAAGUGCCAAGGUCGGUGACUGUGCAGGAGGGUCAGUGUGUCCUCGUGCCCUGCGGACUCCCCCAGAAGGCAGUGUCCUCUAGGAAUGGCUCUGUCUAUGGCUACUGGUUUCAAAAAGGGGCUGAUACAAAUAACGACUCCCCAGUGGCCACAAACGACCCACAGCGACAAGUGCAGGAGAGGACUCAGGACCGGUUCUACCUCCUGCUGGACCCAAAGACCAGGAACUGCUCCCUGAAGAUCACAGAUGCACAGAGGGGUGACCAUGGCUCAUACUUCUUUCGGGUGGUCUCAAGAAGUCUAAAGUGGAAUUUCUGUGCCAACCAGGUCUCUGUGGAAGUAACAGCCCUGACCCACAUCCCUGACAUCCUCAUCCCGGAGAUCCUGGCAUCUGGACGCCCCAGCAACCUUACCUGCUCUGUGCCCUGGGCCUGUAAACAGGGGACACCCCCCAUCUUCUCCUGGGUGGGGGCUUCUGUAUCCCACCUGGACCCCACUGUCACCAACUCCUGGAUGCUCACCCUGAGCCCCUGGCCCCAGGACCAUGGCACCAACCUCACCUGUCAGGUGAGGUUCCCUAGAGCUAAUGUGACUGUGCAGAGGACCGUCCAGCUCAACGUCACUGGGGACCCCAAGACAGCAGCAGGAGUGGUCCAGGCGGUCAUUGGCAUUGCUGUCAUAGCCCUGCUCGCUGUCUGUCUCUGCGUCAUCUUCUUCAUAGUGAAGACAUUCAAGAAGAAAGCACUCAAGACUGCAGAAGACACGAAGGACAUUGAACCUGCUGCGGGGCCAUCUUCGCUGGGUAACCCAGCAGAGUCCAAGCCACAAGACUCCACUGAGCCCUCUGGUUCCAUGGAGGCCACCACCGCCACCGCCACCGCCACCUCAGAGGAGGAGCAGGAGAUCCACUACGCCUCCAUCACCUUCGGUCCCCGGAAGUAAUCCUGCGGGGAGCCCUCCGACCUCAGGAUCCACUGAAGGACCGAGGGGAGCGUGGGGCUCAGCCAGGACCCUGAGCCUCUGCUGGACUCCCAGGCUGAUUCCUGAGACAUAGCAUCCCCAUCUGCACUGAGUUUAUAAACUACUGUUGCAAGUUUCCUGCGACACUGAACUUAUCUCAGACUUUGCAGUCAGAGAGAGUUGGGAUGGACCUAUGUUCUCUGGUUUUCUAAGAAGAGUGCAACAUCAGGAGGGCCACUACACCCACCAUGACCCAUCUCCUGCUCCGCUCUGUACGUGGGCGUGAGCAGCUCUGCUUCACAGGUUGCUGUGGGGAUUAAAUAAAGCAUGCGUGGAAGACGCCCAG